Molecule: messenger RNA, 822 nt
Organism: Drosophila novamexicana
Lineage: Eukaryota; Metazoa; Arthropoda; Insecta; Diptera; Drosophilidae
Product: ALX homeobox protein 1
Exons: 5
Coding region: 1-822 (273 amino acids)
Biological process (GO): regulation of transcription by RNA polymerase II
Molecular function (GO): RNA polymerase II transcription regulatory region sequence-specific DNA binding; DNA-binding transcription factor activity, RNA polymerase II-specific
Source: RefSeq, a predicted model, not a curated record
AUGUUAAACUAUCAGCAGCAACUGCAUUCCAUACCCGUCGGCAAUGCCGGCAAUUUCUAUUAUGCCGCAACGACAAUGCCGUCGGUGGCGUCCACUACAUCCGCACCCGGAUCCGGAGCGUCUGCAGCACACACCUUAUCAUCCGAAGGCUAUGCCAAGGACAAGGAAAUUGCAAAUCGCAGAGAACUAGACAAAAUGCAUCGUUUCUCAGUAGACAAUCUCAUUGAACUAAAACAGGAUGCGUUUGGCAAGAGCAAAUUGACCGUGGAGCUGUCAAACAACUUUGGUAAGACUGGCACAUGCAGCGGCGCCGUGGAUUACCCCAACAAUCUUAGCUCGGGGCACUCAAGGAAGCCGCGACGUAACCGCACCACCUUCAGCUCGGCUCAGCUGACAGCUCUGGAGAAGGUGUUCGAGCGAACCCAUUACCCGGACGCAUUUGUCAGAGAGGAGCUAGCUACCAAGGUGCAUCUGAGUGAGGCGCGUGUACAGGUCUGGUUUCAGAAUCGCCGCGCCAAGUUUCGUCGCAAUGAGCGCAGCGUCAGCAUCGGCCGCCCUCUCCUGGAUACGGCGACACAGCUAGUGCCUGCUCCGAUGCCCAACAAUAUACACAAGUAUCCAAAUCUGACGCACAGUGCACCUCCUGGUGCCUACGCUCUGAACUUUGCACCACUUGAGCUGCGUUCCUGCCAGAACUAUACAAAUUGCUAUAGUGGAUUUGGUCCAAAUCCAAGCAGUAGCAAUGGCGUUUGCUCCUUCUUUGGAGCGCCCAACUAUUGUGUGGCUGCCAACUAUGCUAAGAACACAUAUCCGUCGCUCUGA